Molecule: messenger RNA, 1756 nt
Organism: Penaeus chinensis
Lineage: Eukaryota; Metazoa; Arthropoda; Malacostraca; Decapoda; Penaeidae
Exons: 3
Coding region: 313-1698 (461 amino acids)
Biological process (GO): G protein-coupled receptor signaling pathway
Cellular component (GO): membrane
Molecular function (GO): G protein-coupled receptor activity
Source: RefSeq, a predicted model, not a curated record
UCACCGGCCAGUAUACGCCUUGGGAAUGCCCGGGCAAGACUUGGGGCGGAGAGUUGCGUUACUUAAUAGCUUUGUGAUUCGGUGACUUAAAUGGUCAAGACUGAUUUGCUUGGUCGGACUGUUAUUUGUUGUAAUAGGAUAGGGUAGUGGAUUCUGUGCUUUCAAUGAAUGGGAGGUGAGUUUCGUGAGUUGUAAAGCGAUGUGAGGCCUCUCCAUCGUGACCAUGCUACACACGGCCUUCAAAGUCGCCUUCACUCCUACGAUAGCCUGAAGCACAUGGUAACGAACUGCAUAUAAUACCCACUCCUCAUAAUGGAGGCACAGUAUCUCGUUCAUAAUCCAAGCGGUGGUGGGAGCUCCUGCUUCACCACACUGCCUGAUAGCCUGUGGGUUAAAAUUAACAUGCUUAAUGGGACAAAUUUCUCUCAUGAGUUGGAAGAACUGUUGUCUAACGAAAAAAACUAUUCAAGGGAUACUCCAGUCAUCGUUUGGGAACAGCUGGAUCUGGGAUGUCAGUGCGAACAGAUCUUCCUGUUCGCCGUGUCUGUUCUUGUGACCAUUGUAACAGUGGUGGGGAACGUUUUCAUCCUCGUGGUGAUCGUUUUAACGGGUUUAGUGUACGAGGACACGUUCCUGAUCCGCACGGCCCUGGCCAUUGCGGAUCUGCUGCUAGGGCUCAUGCCUGCGGCCCUGGCGGUGUGCGACCACAUAACCCUCAUGAGCGGCACGACAACCCUCAAGCACCUGUCGAAAACCAUGUACAGCCUGGCCCACGGGAGCUCCUCCCGAAUGCACCUACAGUUCCAUCACCUGCGCUUCGAAAGGGGCGGAUACCCCCUGGCGUGCGCGAUCAUCCUCUCCCAGACCACGUCUUUCUCGAUGUUCAUCCUGGCCCUCCUGAGCGUAGAGAGGUUCUGCGUGGUCAUCGGGAAGCCGCUUAGAAGGUGGUCCAUAGUGGUAGGCUUAGCGCUCGCGUUUGUCGUAAGCCUGCUCAUCUCUCUCAUGCUAAACUGGUGCCCGAAGUACCGUGCCUUCAUCGGCUACUUAGACCCCGUCACGAAGCUGACGCUGGGAGCCAAAGCAACAUACGUUGAAAGGACCGAGUGGAGCUUGUUGGUGUCCUUAGUCACCUGGGUCGUGACGGGUGUGACGAUGGUCGUCGUCACAGGCGUCACACUCUUCCAGCUGCGGCGCCACGACCAGCGGGUGCAGGAGAACCUCACCAUCCACUCGGCUCUGCGCAUGUCCGAAAUGAGGCGCCUGACGGAGACGCUGACGUACAUGAUCCUCCUAUUCAUAAUAUCGUGCAUCCCAUGCAUCCUGGACAUGGUGAUUAACAAGAAUCUGCCCUUGGUACAUCACCUGGCCUGGUGGACCUUCAUGGCCGGGUCCUCGUGGAACUGGGCCCUGUACACCCUCGCGGGGAGAAGUUCUGGAAGCGCGCCAAGGAGUUCUUCGGUGACGCCGCCCACGCCCACAGGACGUACAUCCUCCACAAGAGUAGAGAAACAAGAAUUUUCUUCGGCAAAGCGAGCGCAACGGGCGGCGGGCAUUGCAAUGAAUGCUUAUCGACAAAUCUCGAUGGACAGCAGUUUUACAGACAAAGUUCCGUUUGAACGUUAUUUAAAGUGGACCCACAUGUGUAUGUGUAUGUAUGUAUGUGCGUGUGUGUGUUUGUUUAUAUAUGUGUAUGUAUAAGUAUACAUAUAUAUAUAUGUGUAAAUAUAUGUAUAUAUAUAUUUAUAUGUGUAUGUAU